This is a messenger RNA of Carcharodon carcharias (great white shark), 1937 nucleotides long. RefSeq names its product baculoviral IAP repeat containing 5a (gene birc5a). Lineage: Eukaryota; Metazoa; Chordata; Chondrichthyes; Lamniformes; Lamnidae. The record is from RefSeq and is a predicted model, not a curated record. The coding region runs from base 380 to 808 and encodes 142 amino acids. The transcript is spliced from 4 exons.
UAACGGCCAUCAGUUUGAAUUUGUAAAACAAAAACAGAAUUACCUGGAAAAACUCAGCAGGUCUGGCAGCAUCGGCGGAGAAGAAAAGAGUUGACGUUUCGAGUCCUCAUGACCCUUUGAAUUUGUUGUCGGCUAAACGCGCGCGACCGGGAACCGUCACCGAGAGACCUCCCCUCCCUCCAUCGGGAACCGUCACCAAGAGACCUCUCCUCCCCCCAUCGGGAACCAUCAGCGGGAGACCUCUCCUCCCUCCAUCGGGAACCGUCACCGAGGGACCUCUCCUCCCUCCAUCGGGAACCGUCAGCGGGAGACCUCCCCUCCCCCCAUCGGGAACCGUCACCGAGCGAUCCCACUUCCCCGCCACACGAGAGCCCUCACGAUGGAGAUUUACCUGCAGCAGCACCGGAAAUACUAUUACUACCAGGAACGCCUGGACACCUUUCAGAACUGGCCCUUUAAGAAUGACUGUAGGUGCACCCCGGAGAAUAUGGCUGCAGCAGGCUUUAUUCACACCCCAAGUGAGAAUGGUCCUGAUGUUGCUCAAUGCUUCUUUUGUUACAAAGAGCUGGAAGGAUGGGAACCUCAAGAUGAACCUUUAGUUGAACAUCAAAGCCAUUCCUCGAAGUGUGCUUUCAUCCUGUUGAAGAAAAAGUUUGAAGAUUUAACAACAGAAGAGUUUCUCAAACUGGACAAGGAAAGAGUAAAGAAUAUCAUGAAGAAACAAGUCUCUGAAAGAAUUCAGUCGUUUGAACAAGAGGCAAAAGUUGCAAGAAGCACAAUAGAAGACUUCGUUACUAAAGAUUGCUAGUGAUGUAGUAUAUUCUAUUACAAAGUGCUUUUCUUUUUUUAAAAAAAACCUGUAUGAAAAACUCGUGAGUUGAACAGCAUCCUCAAGUUGAGGAUUAUGGCUAUGUGUUAUACAGCAUACUUCUAAAAUUGUAAACUACUUGGAUGUGCUUUGUCCCAUUCUUUCCAUGUAAAAAGAUCUGACAGUGAUUUCUUAUUACUGAUCAAAAUUAUUUCGUAGAUGGGAGCUUGAUUUUCUUUUCCUAUCCUGGUCAAGCAUUGUGCCAUCGAUUAAAAGCAAGUAAUAGGAUCAGUAGAACCUUUAGGAGACUUAUUGCAGAAAUGUUGCAGAAGGAUAAGGAUUCAUUAUUGGGUGAUGCUUACCUCACUUUAUCACAUCUAUCUCCAGUUUACAUUAUAUCAUCACUUGCACUCUUGUACAAUGCAGAAUAUCUAUGGGAUAUUGAUCAAAGGUUUUUGAGUAUCUAUCAUUUUGUAGGAUAUAAUGUGGGUGGCUUGACUGUUUUGGACCUAAAUGGUCUAAUCUUUGUAAACAUACUGCAUAUAUAGUUUGGGUGGGUCUACUAUUGAAUUGUUAACUGAGCCAGUGAUUUUCAGCAUCCUUUACAGGCAGCUUGUGUGGAUGAGGAACAAGACACAAAUAUCACAAGCCUGUACUGUGGUUGGCAAAAGAAUGGAUUCGGGAGCAGUCAGUGCCUCUGAAGCAUUUGCAGGUGUAAUUGAUGGUGACUCAGUAUUGUUGUCAGAUUGCAACAGUUAAAGCACAGCCCUUGUCUCUACUUUCACCCCUGGACAACCUUGGCUGUAUGUCUGAUUCACAAAUUCAUUGACUUGCAAGUAGCAGCAAUUUAUUAUUUUGUUGCAGGUAGUUGAAGAAUCAACACCUUCAAAAACUUGGUGAUAUUGGUUAGCCCUGUGCUCUGUUCAUUAUUUCUUUUCCAAAAUAGUGAUUUGGUAACUCAUGGCACCAUACUAAAUAAUGGCAUAAUUAUUCUCAAUACAAUCACUCCUAUCCAUCUGUUUUAUGAAUAGGGAUUCAAACUUGAAAUAACACUGUUCUAUGUGCUGAGAUUGUAAAGAAGGCACUGAUUCCUAUAUUUCUGAAAUUAAAUAAAACAAUUGAAGACUCA